GGCACAAAGCAUGUUUCCACUGCGAGACCUGCAAGAUGACCCUAAACAUGAAAAACUACAAGGGCUACGAAAAGAAGCCAUAUUGCAACGCACACUACCCGAAGCAGUCCUUCACUAUGGUGGCAGACACUCCUGAGAACCUGCGUCUAAAGCAGCAGAGCGAGCUUCAGAGCCAGAUUCGCUACAAGGAGGAGUUUGAGAAGAACAAGGGGAAAGGCUUCAGCGUGGUGGCUGACACCCCGGAGCUGCAGAGAAUCAAAAAGACUCAGGAUCAGAUCAGCAACAUAAAAUACCACGAAGAGUUUGAGAGGAGCAGGAUGGGCCCGAGUCCCAGCGAGGGUGCUGAGCUGGAGCGCAGGAACUCCCAGGAGAGCACCAAUUACCGGAGACCCGCAGAGCAGCAGCAUCAGCCGUCUCAUCACGUCCAACCCAGCAACCCAGUCUACCAGCAGCAGCAGCCGUCGUCUCAGUCCUACGGCUACAAGGAGCCCGCAGCACCAGCCUCUACACAGCGCAAUGCUCCUUCUGGAGGGGGGAAGCGUUUCCGUGCCGUCUACGAUUACAACGCGGCUGACGAAGAUGAGGUCUCCUUCCAGGACGGCGACACCAUCAUCAACGUGCAGCAGAUCGAUGACGGAUGGAUGUACGGCACGGUGGAGCGCACGGGCGACACGGGCAUGCUCCCCGCCAACUAUGUGGAGGCCAUCUGAGCCACGGGAGGGGACGGGGUGCGUGGCUGACAGCCGAGCCCCCAGCCCACGCCGGCCCCCGUGUGUGUGUGUGUGUGUGUGUGUACGUCUCUCUCUCUGCCCCAGCAUCCCUUAUCCCGUGUGCUCUGCCGUCGCCUGCCGGAGCCGUGUCCUGACGUCUCGGUUACUCUGUUUCUGCAGCCGCCUCUGGUUUCUCUUGCCAACUUAGCUUUCUUCUAGCUCUGUCGGGACUGAGGGACUGUCUGCAAGGGACGUUGGGGGCUCUAGAGAGCAAAUGGCCGCAGCUUUCCUUCUCCUUCGGUCUCCCUCCUCUCUAGCCCUCCCAGGUGCUCCGGCAUUCCCUGGCUGGGGGAAACAGCCGGAGUUGCUGGGACCCGGUAAAGGGAGGAGGAGACCAUCUGUUAGGACCAUAUUCCACCCCCCUCUGGUGGGGACGGGCAGAGGAGCAGCAAUGUCUGCGUGGAGGAGAUGAGGGAUGCUCGUCCCCAGGGCUGCCCUGGGCUGACGGGAGGGAUGGGCUGGCAGCCUCCGCCCUGCACUGCUCUGGGCUUGUGCUGUUGUUUCUCCCAGCUCCUCCGUGCAGUGUUUCCAUUCAGUCUUUGCUCCCUUCAGUCCUCAGAACAGAAAAACAUUUGCAGUUAAAAUCCUUAAACAAAAUCUUUCUUUCUCCUUGGGUUUCAGAGCGGCUGCUCUGGACAGCCCUGGAAGCGGCUCUUGCUGCUUCUGCCUUGGGCUCUGGCUGUUUUGUUCUGCCUCCCUGAUCCCUCCGGGGCCGAGCCGGGGCUGUGCUGGCACAGGUAAAGGAGUAGCCGCAGCCUUGCUUCGCCUGGAGGCUGCUGCUCCCACUCGAGGGCUGGAGAUGGGCCAGGCUCCCCGCUCCUCUGCGCUGGAGGGGAGCACUGUGACACCGAGCCCUCACGUCCCCCCCUGCAGCUCCGGCUUUCUCUUUUUGGGCCAGGGUCUGGGGGUCCCCUGGGCCCCGUGUGCCGGGGCAGCCCUUCCUCUCUUAGCAGUGGUCGCUCCCUGGAUUCACCCAGAAUCUUCCUGCUUUUCUCUUGCUGCUUGCAGGGCUUUCGGGACCCUCCUGAGCCCUUCACCCGCUGUGUAGAACGUCUGGGGAGCCGGCAGGAUCAGCCCCCAUCCCUGUGCCUCUUCUGAGCCGCGUGUGAAAGAUCCUCCCCCUCUGCCACCACGCUGGGGCCUGUCCUGGGUGACUGUCCCCUCCAGUAGCUCGGUCUUGAGUGGCAGAGACCGGGGUUUGGCACCCCGAGCCACCCUGCACCUCUCGUGGGUCCCCAGCGGUGGUAACUUCUGGGGCCACCGCUGACUUGGGAUCACGUCACGGACCAAAAUCUCAAAGCACGUCCCUGUCCCCUUCUCUUUUGGGCUCCGAAGGUCCUGGAGCUGGACAGGGGCAGGUAUAACUGGAAGCCUGUGCGGGGAGGGCAGGAGCAGGAUGCUUUUCUCCCGAGUCAGAGAAGCCGAGCAUCGGGGCAGUGGUGAUGCCCGUGCACUGCCUCCGGCGCUCCCGCUGUCCCGUGCCCACUCACAGCCCCGGCUCAGCCCGGGCCAUGGAGACCGGGCAGCCAGAGGAGACCGUCCCCUUGCCGGGCUGCUCAGGGCUUGGGAUGCGCUGCGCCGCGGGGCCAGGAUGCUUCCAAGAGGAAGCUGCCACCUUUGCUAUUCCCAAAGGAAAAGAGGGAAUCUAGGGACCAAAGCGGCUGAGUUGAGACAUUCCGUGGCUCUCUUGGGGGACACGUCCUUGGGGACACGUCCUUGGGGACAGUCUCGCAGAGGGGGGAGAGGAUCCCGCCGCCUCGCGCUUGCAGUCCCCUUUCUCAAAGCACACGGGGGCUGCAGGGCUGGUUCGUGGACGGUGCCGGGGUUGGGGUGACCGGAGUCGGGGGCUGCUGGAGCAAAUGCUGUUCUGGCGGGGAGCGGGGUCGUG
Molecule: messenger RNA, 2658 nt
Organism: Aptenodytes forsteri (emperor penguin)
Lineage: Eukaryota; Metazoa; Chordata; Aves; Sphenisciformes; Spheniscidae
Gene: LASP1
Product: LIM and SH3 protein 1
Exons: 6
Coding region: 36-710 (224 amino acids)
Cellular component (GO): focal adhesion
Molecular function (GO): actin filament binding
Source: RefSeq, a predicted model, not a curated record